AUGACCACUAACAUAUUUGAGUCAGUGAACAAUUUGAUGCGAAAGGCAAGAGAGUACCCUAUUAUUGCUAUGACCGAUUUUAUCAUAAGCACGAUGGGACAAUGGUUCCUUGAACGUCGACGGGAAGCAUAUGCAGUGACAACUCCAUUGACACCGAGGAGGGAAGAAAUAUUAUGUAAAAGAUGGGAUGAAGUCGGUUCAUUGAUAACUCUCCAGUUAAAUGAGAAUGAGUACAAUGUGAUGUGUGGAGAACUCGAUUCAAUAGUAAAUUUAAGGUCAAAGAGUUGCACGUGCAAAGUUUUCGAUAUUGAUAACCUUCCAUCAUAUGCUGAAACUAUUUAUCCUGUUCCUCCAAACUCACAAUGGACCGACAGUCCUGAAGAUGUUAUUGCAGUACAAGUGAUAGCACCUCCUGAAGACAAGACUAAAGGAAGACCAAAAAUCAAUCGCAUACCUUCCCAAGGUGAAGUCCCUAAGAAAAAAUAUAAUUGUGGAGCAUGUGGACAAUCAGGACAUAAUUCAAAAAAAUGUCCUAGUCGACAAGUGCCAUCAGAUGUUAGAAGCACAACUCAUGUGUGA
This is a messenger RNA of Humulus lupulus (European hop), 579 nucleotides long. RefSeq lists its product as uncharacterized. The record is from RefSeq and is a predicted model, not a curated record. NCBI's taxonomy places the organism in Eukaryota, Viridiplantae, Streptophyta, Magnoliopsida, Rosales, Cannabaceae. The coding region runs from base 1 to 579 and encodes 192 amino acids. Gene Ontology annotation, molecular function: nucleic acid binding; zinc ion binding. The transcript has 2 exons.